Messenger RNA from Paramecium sonneborni, 1974 nucleotides. Lineage: Eukaryota; Ciliophora; Oligohymenophorea; Peniculida; Parameciidae. The record is from the annotation of a GenBank genome assembly.
AUGUAGCAAAAUGAAAAUGAUCUUCAAUAAAAUGAAAAUAAUCAAUAAAAUCAAAGUGAUUUAUUAAAAGAUAAAUAAUAAUUAAACGAAUAAUAGGAUUAAAAUAAUAAAGAAUCUUAAGAAAAUCAAUAAUAAACUCAUGAAACUGAAAAAUAGAAUGACUAAUUAAAUGUUACUUCUUAAUUUCCAAAUAAUGAAUAAUAAGAAAAUACGAAAUAAAAAGGUAAUUUAGGUACUGAUUAACAGGAAACCAAAGAGAAUAUUAAUGAUUAAUAAAAGGAAUCUAUUGAAAAAUAAGAAUAACCAGAAAAUAAAUAAGAAAAUAUAAAUUAAGAUGAUUCAACAAAGUAACAAUCUAAUAAUAAUUAAACUAUAUAAAAUAAUUAAAAUAAUUAACUAUCAAAUGGAAAUGAAGUUAAAUAAGACAUUGAACAAGAUUAGACAUAAAAAAAUCAAAUGAUUUAAUAAAAUUAAUUAUAAAUUAAAGAAUAGAAAUAAUAAGAAAAAAUAAAGGAAGAAAAUGAUUUAGAAGAUUAAAGUUAAAGAAAAAACUAAAAAAAAAAAACUACUAAAAGAAAAACUACAAAAAUUUAGAUAUAAGAAAAUUAAGAAUAAAACAAUUCAUCAGAAUUAAAUACAAAUAAUGUUCAAGAGUAGAAUUAAAACAUUUAAGAAAAUAAGGAAAAAGAAGAAAAUGAAUAAAAUUAAUAAUAAAGUUAGUAAUAAAUUGAUGAAGAAAAGUAAAAAGAAGAAUAAUAAAAAUUAUAAGAAUAAUAAAAAUUAUAAGAAUAAGAAUAAUAAUUAAAAUUAUAAAGAUAAUUAUUAGCUGAGAAAUUUUUAAAGAGCUUGAUAUUUCCAGUUAAAAGGAUAAAAAAUAAUAAAAGUAAAUAAUUAGAUUUAAGCUUUUAAAUUGAAAGUGAAAAAUAUCAAAUUGAAUAAAGAGUUUGUAAAAGUUCAAAAAGAUAUUAAAAAGAAAAAAAACCUAGAAAUAAAAGCAGUAUUAAUAAGGAAUUAAUUGAAUUUUACAAUAAAAUAAAUCCUCAAUAACAAAAAAAACAAUAAGUAAUGUCUCCCAAUACUUUACAAAGAAUAAAAAAAUAAUAAGAGAUAGAUUAGAUGAAAAAAGAUCAUGAAAGGUUUGAAGAAUAAUAAAAAUAGUAAUAAAAUGCAUUCUCUUAGCCAUAGAAAGAAAAAAAAUAAAAAAAUUAAAAUAAAUAAAGAGCUUCAACUUAACCAAAAAAGAAAUUAGAAGUUAUAGUAAGAAAGCGUAAAAAAAUAAAGAUUAGAAAUGGUCUAAGAGAAAGAAUGGCUAUUGAUAAGGACAAAGUUUCUUAAUAAAAAGCUAUAGAUUUUAUAAGAAAAAUGUAGUAAAAUAGAAUGGAAGCAGAAUAAAAGAGAUAAGAAUAAUUAGAAAUAUUAAGUCUAAAAAUUUCAAGUGAAAUAGAAAAUUUAAGAUAGGGUAAUCAAAGAUAUCGAUAAGAAUAAUAAUAAUAGAAAAGAAAGUAAGCACUUGAAUAAAUUACGAAACAAGAAUAAAAAAGAUAUGAAACAAUGAUGGAAUAAUAAAAAAAUGAAAAAUUUGUUAGAUAAUUGAAAGAAAAGUCUGCUGUAGCUAGUCAUUAUAGUGUAAAGAAAUUAGCAUUAGGUUCUCCAUCUUCUUUAUAUACAGAAUUAGAAAAUGGAUAAAUCUAAAUAGAAUAAAAUAUGGAUACAAAUAGAAAAAUGAAUGAAAAUCAAUUUUUAUUAAUUGAGGAAUAAAAAAAAAUCAUCAAAGAAAAUAAAAACUAAUAAUAAAAUUUAUUACAUUUUCCUAAAGUUAAUAUGAAGAAGAAUUUUGAAUAAGUUAAUAAAUAUCUUGCAGAAGAAUCAAAAGAACCACUACCUGAAAUUAAACCUAAACAAAAGAAGGCUUGGUAAAUUGAAUAAGAAUUAAAACAAAAAAAAUCUUAAAAUAGCGAUUAAUUUAAGGAAUGA